AUAAGCAACAUGGCUGAAAACAGUAAAGGCGGAAUAUUAGCUAAGGCACAAAAACGACUUACUAGAACAAAAACAAAGGUACUGCAAAAUUUGGGUCGUGCAGAACGAACACAUGAUGAGACUUUUGAUGAGUAUGUAACCAGAGUUGAGAGGCAACAGGAAGUUGCCCAUAGGAUACAAAAGGAACUAAAAAAUUAUUUACAUUGUGUGAGAGCAUUAUCACUGGCAAGCAGGUCCUUCUACGCUUCUGUGUCAGAAAGUUAUGAGCCUGGGUGGACAAGAGAAUCAGAAUUCAAGCAGAAAGUUCAGUCUUUAGAUCUGCUAUGGACAGACUACCUGCAGAAGCUACACGAGCGGUCCCUGGAGCCGAUGAACACAUAUCUCCUCUCCUUCCCAACACUCAAGGCCCGCGUGUCGAAGCGUGGGAGGAAGCAGGUCGACUACGACAAUGCCAGACACAACCUGGAGGUAUUGCAGAAUGCCAAAAAGAAGGAUGAUGCCAAGAUACUCAAGGCUCAAGAAGAGCUGAAUGAAGCCAAGAAGAUCUACGAAGAUCUCAACAAUGACCUGCACUCAGAGUUGCCAGAUUUCUACAACAGCCGAGUCACAUUCUAUGGCGAUAUGUACCAGAAUCUUUUUGGAGCUGAAAAUAUUUUCCAUCACGAAGUUGCCAGGGUUUCCGAUGAUGCUAGUGACAUCACCACACAGUUGUCCAAAGAUUUUGCACAGUUUGUAUAUAAACCAAAGAGGCCGCUCAGCAAGUCCUUCUCAGAUGGAUUUGAGGAGGCCCCGGUGGAGAAUGGACAGCACCACCCUGAUGAGCUGACAGAGAUGAACUUGUCCCAUGGCUUCCCCCUCAGUGCAGCCAACACACCGGCCAAGCAGAACGGAGACCAUGUUGAGGACGAUGAAGGAAAUACUCAAGACAACAUUUACAGCAAUCAGGAGGCCAUUGAGCAGCUGGAGGAGGAGAAACAGCAGGAGACAAAGCAGGAAGAGAAGACGGAAGAGAAGACUGAGGAGAAGACUGAGGAGAAGACAGAGGAGAAGACAGAGGAGUCCCAGGCAGAGCCAGAGGUCAAGGUCAACAAUGAUGUCACAGUCAAUGGUGAGGUCAAGGUCAAUGGAGAUGCAGCAGACACUCACUCUGAUCAGUCGGAUGAAGACAGACAAGGCGAACCCAAGUCUAUAGACAUUCCAGAUUACCCACCCCCGCAACCGCCACCAGAGGGAGCCACCAAUGAAGACAAGAAGGAAGAUGCCAAGAAGGACAACGUGGACAGCUCCGACGUGAAGGAGAUCACAGAGGACAGCGUGUACGACGAGCCGAAGCCAAUCAAACAGGAAGAGGAAGUUAAAAAAGCAGCAGUAUACCAAGUGCCCCCCUCAAACAAGCCUUUGAAGGAACCUCCUCCGGAUGUCCUUUAUGUCGUCCAGUCAACGCAUCCGUAUCAGAGUGAAGAUCAGGAUGAGCUAAGUUUCGAGUCGGGAGAAAUGAUCUAUGUCAUUGCGUUUGAAAACCCAGAGGAGCAGAAAAAUAAGGAUGAAGGCUGGCUGCUGGGCAUCAAACAGUGUGAUCGCAAGAAGGGAGUGUUCCCUGAAAACUUCACUCGCCGUCUUGGACAGGAUCCUUGAAGACCGCUCAGACAGGAGUAGUAACUCGCUAGUAUUUAUUCUGACCAUAAUCGGAAUCUAAAGAAUUAUGUUGAUGGAGAAGAAUUGUUCAGAGUUGAAAGUGGUGUCAGUGCAGAUGAAUAAUGUUUGAAGGUACAGUACCUGUGUCUGAAGAAGUUUGUGUUUGAAGAAAUACAGGUAUCUGCCAAUUUAAAAAAAAUGCCUCUAUUAAUACGAAGCUCAAAGUUUAGUAAUGCUGACUGUCACAUUAAUAUGUUCAGUAGAAAUCUCUGCAUGUAAGUAUGCUUUAUACAAAUUUCAGCAUGUUGGCUGUUUGUUAUUGCUGAACCCACCAUGAUGAAGCUGAUUGUGUUUCUUGCUCAGAGCUGUCCCCAACAUGUUAACUCUUUACAUUCCAAACAAUAGUAUAUCUAUUGUUUUUGCUUUCUCUAAGCAAUUAGCAAUCAUUACCAGUGAAAGUGUCUUCCGUUGGCCCUGUCAGACUUGUCACUCUGCAUGUAUAAUGUACAUUAAUGCCGUUGUUCAAACAGUUGACAAAAAAAUUCUUUAUUCUUCCAUUUAUAUCUGUCUCUUGUCUUCAAUUCCAAAAAGUGAGAUUGUGACAAUUCAUGUCAAGAGAAUACUACUUAAAAGCGAUGUUUUAUGAUGUUUUAUCAAAGGUUCUUCUGAUCAACUUGAUGCAUGGCAAUGAAUGUUGGCAAGAAUAUGGUUGAUGGUAACAGAAGGUUUUAGGUUUAAAGGAUAAGACAUUCAGCUGUCUUAGAUCAAUUUUUUAGUGGUUCAUGUAGACAAUUGACAUAUCAGUGUUGUAUGAAUUGUAAAGUGCAAAUGAAGCUAUUUCAUUUCUUCAUUUGUAAAACCAUUUUCUGCUUCUCUUGUAAAUAUGGAUUGGAUUUUAUCAGAAUCGUUCUUUUUGAUGUUUUGCAUAUUAUUCAUCUAGCUUUGUUUCUUAUAUCUCAUUUCUCAAAUGUUUGCAUCGUUUGUUUUGAUAAGGUCAGCUGGAAAUUCCCUUGCUUGACUUUAUCAGCGGACAGUGGUUUGGCAAGUCGACCCAGUCAUUGUCCUACCGAUAUACAUAUGCAAGGAGAGCGAAGGUAGAUGUGAACAUUGCAUGGUGUCUCCACUCUCCCUUGCCAGUGUAUUUUAUUGCUGAGUGAGUUUGCUGCUUGGAGUAUAAGCCUCAGACUGUCAGUACUAGAGUUGUCAUGAAUCACAAAGAAUUGAGAAUGUUUGUCUGAUUACAUGAUUAUCAAUACACCCACCCAUGUAUCGACUAACUUACGAUUUUCAAAAAGUAAUAUUUCUGAAGUUUUGCAAUAACUGCCAGGCUGCCAUGACCUGUCACUGAACAAAAUGCUGACUGCAUAAUACCAUUAGAAUGUGAUGAACCAGUUAAACAUGUUAAACACAAACUUCUUGAUAUGUUGACCUCAUGGAAUUUCACCAGAUAUGGUGCAGAUUAAGUUUCUCGAAAGUUAUCGUUUCAGGACUGAAGUUUCUUUAUGUGUUGUGAUUCAAGACGUAGGUGAUUGUGGCACCACUGGUCAGUACCAGUGAUUCUUUUCAACCAAGAAGGAAAUGUCCAUGGCUUGCUUUUGUUUGGACUUUCCUCCCACCAUCAAGCUCGCCAACAGGGACAAAGCUGAAAAAUAUCCUGUUCAAAACAGAGUUAAACCCAAAAUAUGCUAAUGCAAGAGUUGCAUAAUGUGAUUGUACUUACAUCAUGCAAGAUUAUCAAUGAUCCCUUCUUGAUAGACUUUUAAUAAAAUAAAUUAGAACAAGGUUUAUGAAUGAUUUAUGUUUCCUCAGUAUCAGGUAGAAAUUGCCAGUGGUUGGCAAUGAUCAGCAACAAAUGGGGUCUGUAAUGGUCUGAUCUUUCUGUAAUGUAAUCCUUGCAAGUAGAUCCUUUGGAAGAAGAAGAUCCUUCUAUCCAAGAAAGUAGGUCCUUUGGAAGAAGAUCCUUGCAAGUGAAUCCUUUGGAAGAAGAUCCUUUCAUCCUUGCAAGUGAAUCCUUUGGAAGGACAUCCUUCCAUUCUUACAAGUACAUCCUGUGGAAGUAGAUUCUUUGGAAGAAGAUCCUUCCAUCCUUGCUUGUAGAUGCUUUGUCACAUUAUUUCAGAUCCUGACACCAGACUCCACAGAUGCUCAUUUCAGUGUUAGAGUGUGACCAUGCAUUUCACCAUGUUGAUCAACAUUUUUCAGAAUUUUUGAUGUUCAUGUUUUCCAUUUUGCAACACAGUAUCAUAUACUCCCUUUUACAAGACUCUGUUGUAUCUACCAUUUACAUUCCUGUUGAAAUAUGUGGAAGUGGUUUCACCAUUUGUGUAGCUGUCAGCACAGGUGCUUGUACGUGUAAAACAAUACAUCAGCUUCAUCUUCUGGAUGUUGCUAACAGAUAUCUUGAGAUUUGUUUUUUAAAUGUUUAUUCUGCCUUUCUAUUGUUCACAGCUGGUAUAAUAGUUUCAAAUAAAUAUUGUAUAUUUUAUUAUCUUGAGGUGGAGAAAUAUGUUGAAAGUAAUUCCUAUGAGAUUCUUGAAAUGUGAGUUUGUAAGAAAAAGAUGACAUUUUGUUUUAUGCAUUUAGAAAAUAAAAAACAAACCUAUGAACAAUGAGUGUAUUCAGUAAUUAAGUAUUUUAGAUACAUUUUCAGAAUUGGGAUAUAUAUAUAUAUGAUUUAUGUUUGUUUGAAUUGAUUUCCAUUAUUAUGUACAUGUUGUUAAUCUAGUAAUGAUUACCACCGUAGUAUGUUUGAAUAUGUACAAUUUCUGUUGAAUUCUGGAGUUUUCUUCAAAGUAUUCCAAAGAUGUAUUAGAUUUGAGGGUAAGUGAUAUUAAAUAUGACAAUUAUAUAUGAAGAACAUUUUAAGUUUUGAAGAUAUUUUAUUUUUGAUCUUUUAGUUAAAAAGUUGAGAUUUAUUACAUAUGUAUAUUGAGUUUAAUGUAUGUAAAUGAAUAUACUCAAGUUCUGUAUUUAUUUGCUGCUGUUAGCAUUAGAGGAAAUAUGAUAUAAAUAAAAAUAUUCAAACCAACCUUAUUAAUUUCAUGGAUCACAUAUUAAUGUUGAUGGGUCCUGCAAACAAAUUAGUUAAAAGAUCAAGUGCAAUGUGUUAUUUACUGGAUUUUUUUUUAUAACAACAAACACCAAACUUGUUUAUUAAAAAAAAAAAACAACUGAGUUUACACUGUUUGCAGGGACUGCAAAUGGCUCUGAGGUUAAACAAAUAAAUUCAGAUGGCCAGUGGAAAAAAUAUUCCAUAUUCAUUUUUGAUUUCUUCUUCCAACUUUUGAAAAAAAUAACAGGCAGAUUUGUGAUCGAAGUAAUAAAAAGGUUGCUUUAACAAAAUUAGUUUGAUGACUUGAACAGAAUUUGAAAAUGAAAAAGUUAUUUGGGCAUUGUGUGUACAAUAUUCUAUGGUAUAACUCGAUGUAUGAGUUUUCGCAUUACCUCCUGUGUAACUUCAGUAUUAAGGUCUCGAGACUCUUCAGGUCUGCUGUCAUUUCAGCUGUAGCCAUGUAUAUACUGUAACCAAUGUUGGAUUAGUGUAUGUGAUACUAGAUGUAUCUGUGAAACAUAUAUGCAAGAUAAUGUAGUAGACUGUAGUUCUAUGUAUUUGUACUUUAUCUUCUCAAGGAUCCACACAUGCUUAAAAAUUGAUAUCACGUCUUCGUACUUAGGUAUGAAAUUUCUGUAAUCUUAAUGAAAUGAAAUAUUAAGUUUAUAUUGACGUAAGUUUAAAUGAACUUUAUGAUUAAGGAAGGACUAAAUUUACUUUUCUAUAUACAUAUAUUUCUUUGCAAGAUGCAGGAGCAAAAAUUAAUAAUUUUUUACAGGGAUGAACUCAGGUUAAAUACAUUGAGUGUAAAGUUGAUAAUAUUAUAUACGGAUUCCGACUCUCUUUUUUUAAAGAUAUGUUGCUUCUAUGACUAAUUGUUUUAUUUCAUUAAGUGGAAAAGGCAAAUAAAAUACAAACAAAAAUGCAUUAUGGUGUUUACCUUUGUACAACUUAAGGAAUGCAAAUCUUUGUAAUAAUGCUUUAGUAAAUUUGUAUCAAGAUUUUUUUAUGAAUUAAAUUGUGUUUUUUUUUAUAGAUUUAAAGAAGCUAAAUUCAGUCAAAGGAAACCUAAAUCAUUCCCGUAUAUCAUUUUACAUGUCUACGGUGAACAAUAACUUGAACUAAAGUGUUGAUUACCUUAACAGGGGUUUGGAUUCAGCUUUAAUAUAUUUUUCCAUGUCCAUAGUUGAAAUAGUAUGAGUCUGUUCGUAAUGACUCUGUGGUUUUCAUGAUAAAGCAACCCAAAUAAUUUAUAUAUUAAACUACCUAUGGUAAGUCCUUAUUUAAAAAUGAUAAUUCAUUCCAAGAAAAUGAGAAAAGAAAUUGCUGAUUCCUCACUUCAAUGUACUUUAAUUAUUUUUUUAUCAUUUUUUAUGCUUGUGUAGAUAUCUCCAAAUGCUUAAAGCAUCUGAUUGUUUAGUUCAAACAUUCCUUACUAUGUAGUAGAUGGCUUUAAGGCAAUGACCAUACAUAAUGUUGAACAGAACGCUCUUUGAGACGGAAUAUUUUGUUGGUCAGCACUUCAAGACAAAAACCAACUUCUCUGUUAAAGGAGAAGCCCAAAACAUUUUAGGGUACCCACAAAACAUUUUUCAAAACAUCCAGCGUGUCCUUUGGAGAAAACCAAACCAAAGGACAUGUUACUUUUUCAACAUUUUGGGGGACAGAUUAUUUUGUUUGUAAAGAAUACCAGCCACCUUCCAACAGAAUAUGAAAUGGUCAUCCCUAACCUGAUGACAGUGAUUCUGUAGAGAGCUCCUGUGCCAGAUGGUUACUCAUUCCAAACUAAUGCAUUAUAUAUUUCAACUAUUUCUUCAAUGAUGGCAUGAAGAUUUCAAGACUACUUUGCUGGUAUUUGUAAGUUAACAGCAUAUUUUUGGUAUCUUGUCAUCUCAUAUCCUGCACUAUCAACUUAGAAAGAGGAAUAUUUUUUAUUUUUGUUACAUGUGCAUUUCAUGUCAUAUGUGAUGGUCAGAUCAUUUGUCUAAGAAUCCUUUGUUUAAUCAAUACUAUCGUUUUCAGUCGAUCAUCUAUUUUGGAUUAGACCCUUGUAGUGUUUUCAUUCCAUGUGUUUCAUGUCAUAUGUGAUAUCCAAAUCAUUCAGAUGAGAAUUAUUCGUUCAAUCUAAAAUCUUUUGUGGAUUAGACAAAUUUACUUGGAAGUCAUUUUGAUAAUUGUUUGCACUGCAAAUUUGAAUGAAAGAGGUUUCUAGAUUCAUACCAUGUGGUUUUAGCAGACUAAGCUGAUGAUUGUGUGUCACAGUAUGAUUGUGUUUCGUUGCUGAGGCUAUCAACUGCUGGUCCUUCUGAGUCCUAUGUUUUCUUGCAAGACGCAAUGAAAAAAAUGGAAUAUUUGUGAUGGGAGCAUUAGAUCUUGCAGAUUCAGACACCCUCUUCUUUUCAUAAAUGAUCUUUUCUUUAAUAUGUCGGUAAAUUUAAAAAAAAUGAACAGUUAAAUAUAUUUUAUUUAUAAAAUGAAUUACGAAUACCCCCCAAAAUUAUAAUGAUGCAUCUAAAUUUCAUUGACCACAUUAAAGUUUUGAGUUAAACUUGGAGGUAAUUCUUCAUUAGCAUUAAUUACAUGUUUUGCCAUGUGUAUGUUAGUUAUUUCAAUUACAUUACUUUAUAACUUGUAACUCAAAACACCAUCAUCCUGAUCAGAACAGCACACAUGAUACAGUUUGUUUGUAUGUUUGUGAUCAAGCAGUCAGUGAUAUUACGGUUGACUUCUGGAUUUCAACUCUGUAUUCUUUCAGGCAUUUUCAGAAAGGAUUCACAGGUGAAAUGAAAUAAGCAAAACAAUCACUCAAGAAUUUCUGUUUUUAAUAAAAAUAGUUUGAAACGUAUUGAUUAUUUUGAGGAAUUAUUGUUUUCUAAAAAAAAUGUAAUGCAUAUUUUUUGGCCAUAUUUCCUGCAGCACAUCUGUAGAUAGGUCAUCUUUAAUAAACUCCACCCUGAGGUCCUCAUUAAUAAGCUCCACCCUUAGGUCCUCAUUAAUAAGCUCCACCCUGUCACCAGGCAGUGAAUCUCACAACAGCAAACCAUCCUUGCGUGAGUAGCAUGAAUUCCAUAUACAGCUGGCUCAUGGAAAUAGUUGCGUGUGUGCUUCUUUAAUCAUGCAAGGAUCUGCUGGUCUUCAGGAUGAAUCCCCCGGAUAAUGGUUCUUUGACUCGCAGCAUGUUACUGUGCUCAUGGUUUUCUUCAAAGUGGUAAUGACUUACCUCAUUCUGAUAAAAAUGAGAUCUUUUACUUUGAUACGAUACCUCAUCAUGAUCUGACCACACCUCCAAAGGUAAACCCUGAUCAAACUGUCUUAUCUAACUUAAGGAUGCAUGGGUUCUUUAGGCAAUCAGAUGUCAACUUUUUAAACUGAUUUGGUUUCAUUUCAUUUCCAUCUUGAUGCGGAAAGUUUGAUCCUAGGAAAAGAAAAAUGUCAUAGAACACACAUACCCUCUAUAGUAUGUGAGUGAGUGAGGUUUUACGUCGCAAUAUUACGGCAAUAUCAAGGCGGGAACACCAAAAAUGGGCUUCAUACAUUGCACCCAUGUCAGGAAUCGAACCCGGGUCUUUGGCGUGACAAGCGACCGCAUUAACCACUAGGCUACCCGACCGCCCCCCUAUAGGACGUACUUUUGCAUGUAGAUGCUCAGAAAUGACUGGAUGUUGAAACUAUCCACAACAAAAUUAAGGUGAGGCUUUAUGCCAGAAUUCCUUGAUUAUAUUUGUUUUUGAUAUACAGAGAGGAAAUAUGCUUGUCGAGUGCUUCACACAUACAUGCUGGAAAUUUAGAAGCCUUGAUGCUGAUUAGCUGAUUAGACAGUUCACUUGACACAACCUUCAAUGGAGGUGUCCUCAGAUCUUUGAAUGGUGACGUAAUGGAUCUGAUUUUGAUUGGACUUGCAUCAUAUGGGUUUUCCUCACAGUAUGCUGAAAGGGCUUGCAUAAUUAAAAAACUGUAUGUGUUGGUUAACCUAACACAACUGCUGAUGCUGUAGCUAGGCAAAACGGUUGUAAUGAGGGAAGAUGGUUGUGGUGGGCGACCUUCUACCAAGUGUUAAUCUUUGCUUGGCUGCAUUGGUGUAACGUUUCACUCAUCAACAGGGAUCAUCAUGCAUGAUGUUAAAGGAAUGUGUCAGUUGGAUCCAGAGCCUACACUGCUGUCUUGUAAUUUCACCAAGCCAAAUUUAUUCAGCACUCAAUUUAAUAGUUAUUUUUCCUUACUUCAACUAUAUUUUGCUCCACAAAACUUUUUAAUGCCAAAUUUUAUGGAAUGUUUAUCACAAUUUGUAGGCAGGUUUUUAGGCAUGUUUACCAUUCAGACCUGGCUUACCAUCUAGACAUGCUUUACAUUCUAGACCUGGCUUACCCAUCUCCUAUAACUGAUUUACCAGGCCUUCAAGGUGUUCUUGUCCAGGAUUACCAGUUUUCUAUAUGUGGUUUACCUUUUCUAGAUAUGGGUUACCAGUUUUCCAAAUUUGACUUGCCAGCCUUAUAGAUUAGGUCAACCAGUUUUCCAGAUUGGCUUACCAUUUUUCUGGAUUUGCUUACCAGUUUUCUAGGUCCAGCUUACCGGUUUUAAUGAUUUAUUGUACAGAUAGGAAUUUCUUUUUUAUAGUUAUUAUUGCUUUUCAGAUUGGAUCAAAAACGAAAUGAAAAAGCUUGUGUCAUUCCACAUAGAUUAGACUUAAUCUUUAGGGCAGCAUAGAAUGAAAGAUAAGUUGAAUAAUCAUAACAUGCUACAUCAAAGAAUUGACUGAUACAUGUUAUUGACUAUUAACACUAUGUAAUCUUGUUACGUGCAAUAUUGUUCUAUAUGAACAGGCAAGGUGUGGGAUCUGAUAUAUUGUCAUAUGCAAUAUACAAUAAACUACUUAACUGAA
Haliotis rufescens (red abalone) is the source of this 9566-nucleotide messenger RNA. Its product is annotated as myc box-dependent-interacting protein 1-like. NCBI's taxonomy places the organism in Eukaryota, Metazoa, Mollusca, Gastropoda, Lepetellida, Haliotidae. Gene Ontology annotation, molecular function: phospholipid binding; protein binding. The transcript has 15 exons. Gene Ontology annotation, cellular component: plasma membrane; cytoplasm. The record is from RefSeq and is a predicted model, not a curated record. The coding region runs from base 10 to 1635 and encodes 541 amino acids.